Acanthosepion pharaonis is the source of this 1275-nucleotide messenger RNA. The record is from the annotation of a GenBank genome assembly. Lineage: Eukaryota; Metazoa; Mollusca; Cephalopoda; Sepiida; Sepiidae.
AUGUUUACUAUCUGUCUAAUUCUGUUCCUGUCUAUCUAUCUAUCUAUCUAUCUAUCUAUCUAUCUAUCUAUGUUUAUUAUCUGUCUAAUUCUGUUCCUAUCUAUCUAUCUAUCUAUCUAUCUAUCUAUCUAUCUAUCUAUCUAUGUUUAUUAUCUGUCUAAUUCUGUUCUUGUCUAUCUAUCUAUCUAUCUAUCUAUCUAUCUAUCUAUCUAUCUAUCUAUCUAUCUAUCACCAUGUUCUUUCUUUCAUUUUCCGCGUCGGCUGUAUUCUUUUGUUUGUAUGUUUACUCCUUUUUCUUUCUUUUUCCUUUUUAUCUAUCUAUUUAUCUAUCUAUCUAUCUAUCUAUCUAUCUAUCUGGCUAUCUGCGGGUUGUCUAAUGUAAUCUAUCUAUCUAUCUAUCUAUCUAUCUAUCUAUCUAUCUAUCUAUCUAUCUAUCUAUCUAUCUAUCUUUCUUUUCUUUCUUCCUUUCAAGAAUUCUUUCUUUAUUUCGAUUUUAUUUGUCUUUCUUCUUUGUUUCUUUUAACCUCGUCUUCUUUCUUUCUUCUCCCUCUCUGUCUGUUUCUUUCUUUAUAUUCAUCUCAUUGUUUUUAUUUUGUCUGUUUUGUUGCCAAUUUCGUUCUUUUUAUCUAUCUAUCUAUCUAUCUAUCUAUCUAUCUAUACGCUCAUGUUUAUCUGUCUAUUGAUAUCUAUCUAUCUAUCUAUCUAUCUAUCUAUCUCAUCUAUCGAUAUCUAACUAUCUAUCUAUCUAUCUCAUUCUAUCGAUAUCUAUCUAUACGCUCAUAUCUAUCUCAAUCUAUCGAUAUCUAUCUAUCUAUCUAUCUAUCUAUCUAUCUCAAUCUAUCGAUAUCUAUCUAUCUAUCUCAUUCUAUCGAUAUCUAUCUAUAUGCUCAUAUCUAUCUCUGUCUAUACGGUAUCUAUCUAUCUAUCUCAGUCUAUCGAUAUAUAUCUAUAUGCUCAUAUCUAUCUCAGUCUAUCGAUAUCUAUCUAUCUAUCUCAUUCUAUCUAUCUAUCUAUCUAUCUAUCUAUCUAAUUCUAUCGAUAUCUAUCUAUAUGCUCAUAUCUAUUUAUCUAUCUAUCUAUCUAUCUAUCUAUCUAUCUAUCUAUCUAUCUAUCUCUUGCCACUUCCUAUUUUCUAUCAAUAUCAAUUUGUCCAUUCUCUCUAUCUCUUUGUCCAUCCAGUUUAUUGUUCCUCGUCACUUUUCCUUCUUCAUUUUUUUUCAAUUUCUAUCUACAUUUUCUUUCCGUCCAUUUUUAACAAUCUUACCACUUCCCUGA